Molecule: messenger RNA, 1063 nt
Organism: Galendromus occidentalis (western predatory mite)
Lineage: Eukaryota; Metazoa; Arthropoda; Arachnida; Mesostigmata; Phytoseiidae
Product: ubiquitin-conjugating enzyme E2 S
Exons: 4
Coding region: 52-711 (219 amino acids)
Source: RefSeq, a predicted model, not a curated record
CCCGGAGCUCAGAGAAUCUCGAGGGCGCGCGGCGACUGAGCGAGGACCAUCAUGCGCAUUUCCACAUCGAAUGUCGAAAAUCUCGCCCCUCAAGUUAUCCGGGCCGUUCGUAAAGAACUCAUGGAUCUCACCAGAUCUCCACCGGAAGGGUUGAAGCUGCACUUGAAUGACGCCGACGUCACCGACAUACAAGCGACACUCGAGGGACCGCAGGGCACACCUUUUUCCGGAGGAGAAUUCAGGCUACGGUUGGUGCUGUCGAAGGAUCACCCAUGCACCCCUCCCAAGGGAUAUUUCCUCACUAGAAUAUUCCACCCGAACGUCGCCCCAGACUCGGGUCAGAUUUGUGUGAACACGCUCAAAAAAGAUUGGACUCCGGACACGGGGUUGUUGAGGAUUUUCCUCACCAUAAAAUGCCUUCUCAUCGUACCAAACGCCGAAUCCGCCCUGAACGAGGAGGCUGGUCGACUCCUGCUCGACCACUACACGGAAUACGAGAAACGAGCGAAGAUGAUGACAGCCAUACAUGCGCAGCCAACCCAGAAAUCUGAACAUCCAGAACCCACGGCCUGUGACACUUCUCAGGCCACGACUUCGAAGAGGUUCCACAGCACGGUUACCCCCUUGGUAGCUUCGAACUCGAACGCCGACGUCAGUAAAAAGCAAAUGAAAGUCUUGAAAGAGAAGAAGCGCGCCCUGAAACGACUAUGAAACGCCUACAGCCUCCGAGAGCAAGCAGGACUACGAAACCCAGAGGCGGUGUUAUGCGUAAAUCAUCUUUAGGACAAUGGCAGGACGGUUAAUAAUGUAUAAAUGACAGUCGUCGUUCCUCGAUUGAUAUUCGAGGAUUUUUCGAGCCAAGCAGACCCAGUGAAUGUGAGAGAUCCGCAAGAUAUACGAAUGGAAAAGGCGAGCAUGGUUGGUGAGAACGGUUAUGGAAUCGUAUGAUUGAGCCGACGAGAUAUCGGGAUACAUCAAGAGAAUUGAAUGUGACUGGAAUCAAUAUAUAAAGACUAUUUAUACGGUCAUAAACUGCGAGCGUCAAAUCAUAAAUGAUGGUUUU